Messenger RNA from Manihot esculenta (cassava), 1824 nucleotides. RefSeq names its product suppressor protein SRP40. The coding region runs from base 193 to 1581 and encodes 462 amino acids. The record is from RefSeq and is a predicted model, not a curated record. Gene Ontology annotation, molecular function: protein binding. Lineage: Eukaryota; Viridiplantae; Streptophyta; Magnoliopsida; Malpighiales; Euphorbiaceae. The transcript is spliced from 6 exons.
AGAGCCCAUGCUUUGACUGUCGUUUUAAUCUCUAGAGAGAGUCUUCUUUCACCUAUUUGAGGAUUUCCUCUUACAAAACCCUAAACCCUUCGAUUGCCGCAGCCUCACCACUUUGAAAUUUGAAACCCUCACAGCAAUCGCCGUUCUCCCUGACAAUCGCCGGCGCCCCUUCGAAACCAUUGCCGUGUAUAUAUGCUUAAAAGCCAAAUUAAAAAUACAGCAAACGUAAACUCUAGCCUUCUAGCAUUUAGACCUCGCCAAGUGGUGCUCCGUAAGCCUCCUCCAAGCAUGCAGCAAGACGAUAAUAAGCAGAAGAUCCUUCUCAUUUGCUCCAUAGCUCAGUAUCUUGCACGGAGUGGCUUCCCCAAAACUCUAAAAAAGUUCCGAUCAGAGGCCAAAAUUCAGGAAGAUGAUUUGAAGGAUUCCUCAUUGGACUUGGAAGAGAUGUUCUGCAAGUUUUUGGACAAGAACAGUAUCAGUGUGGGAGAGAAAAAGAGGAUUGAUAAGAGUGCUGGUGAUAAACGUAGCAAUUCUAAGAAUGCUGAAGAGACGAUGACACAUGAUACAUUGCCUGUAAAAUCUAAAGAGAAAAAGAAAAAUAAACAAAUCUCUUGCUCACUUGGUGAAGAAGAACAAGUCAGCAAAAAAAUUUCAAAGGAGUCUACUGACAAUGAUGUGCAUGAAUCUCCUGUCAAAAAAUGCAAGGACAAAAAGAAGAAAUGCCUCUUGGAUUCAGAAUCUGUUAUUGAUAAUACUCCAACAGAAUCACUGCCUGAGGCAGUUGAGGAAAAAUCUAAGGAUAUAGUGUUUCAAGAUAGUAAGAAACUACCUGACACAGAGACAGAUGUUAAAUCAAAGAAUAAGAAGAGGAAGAAAAACAAGCAGUCUUCUGAUUACAUUAUUGAUGAUGGAAAAACAAAUGAAAUUGAUUCUGAAAAAGGGGAUUCUAAGACUUCAAGUGCAAAGGACGAUGCAGCUUGCAAAGAGAAAAAAGGUUCUAAGAAGAGAAAAAGGGUGGCUUCUGAAGAAGAUGCUGGUCAACUUCCUGGUGAUAAGCAAGAUGAAGGAUCCAAACAUAGAGAGACAGAAGAAUCCAAACGUAGAAAGAAAGACAGUUUUGAAGAACCCAAGACAAAAGGACAGUCUACGCAGUUACAAGUAAUCACAACAACUGAAGGGAAAACUCAGAAAGAAGAAAGCAGCCAAGUUGGUUUAGGUGAUUGUAAACAGAUUAAUGGGCAGUCAAAUGGAAAUCUUGAAGAAAAUGAAGAGAAAUCUUCCGUCCAGAGUACCAUGAAAAAGAAACAGAAUGGUUCAGCUGAGCUGAAGACUGUCGAUCAUUUUCAAAGAAUAAAAGUCGAUGAGGUGGUUUUCUCCUCUGGGAAGCUCAAGGAUAAUUCAUAUUGGGCAAAGGAUGGUGCUGAGAGUGGUUAUGGUGCAAAAGCACAGGAAAUUCUUGAGCAAGUUAGAGGAAGGGGUUUUAGGCAUGAAAAAACAAAGAAAAAGCGUGGAACAUACAGAGGAGGACAGAUUGAUUUGCAAUCCCAUUCAGUUAAAUUCAACUAUUCUGAUGAUGAUUGAUUCAGUAACUUUCUUCUUCAGAUUUUGGGUGUUACUUCCCUGCCUGGACCAAUAUGGUAAUUUAACUUUGCUGUAUUGUUGCCUUUUUUUUUUUUUUUUUUUACUUCUUUACCGUCAUGACAACUUUUCCCAUUAUUGAACAAACUCGAGCAAACUGAGGAAUUUCAAAUUUAUCAGAUGUUCCUUCCUCACGCCUCCUUUCCAUUCAUUUUCAUCUUUCAAUAUUAUUGAACCGUUAUCCUC